AUGAAGGAAGACACUGCCAAAUGUGUUGCAACUGAUGAGGUUAGGGCAGAUGCAGAAGAGCAUGCAACUGGGGCUGUAGAACAGAUGGUGCUGAUUGAGCAGAAUGAGGCUGUUGUCUGUGUGGUUGAUCAAGAGGUAGCAAAGGGUGUGAUCGGCUAA
Prunus armeniaca (apricot) is the source of this 159-nucleotide messenger RNA. The record is from the annotation of a GenBank genome assembly. NCBI's taxonomy places the organism in Eukaryota, Viridiplantae, Streptophyta, Magnoliopsida, Rosales, Rosaceae.